GGACGGUGGUAUCGAGUACUUCAACACCAUCGUGGUACAGCCACACCUGAAGCUGGUCACGAACCAGGGCAGGGGUUUUCACGUGAGAUGCAGAUACCAAACGCGCGACAAAGUCGUAACGAACGAUCAGACCCACGUGUCCAUGAUGCAGUCUCUGCCGUUGCAGGCAACCGCGCCGAUGCCGGGAUGCACAAUGAAGAUCUUCAGCGGUGAUCCGACGCAGCAUCACGUGGCGGAGAAUGUGAAGAUCGGCGAUCCCUUGACCCUGGUCAUUAGCAUCGACAAACAAGAGAUGUUCGGCUUGAAGAUCUCCGAUUGCCUGGUACGCGACGGCCUUGGGUGGGGCGAGCAGCGGCUCAUAAACGACGAAGGUUGUCCGAUCGACGGCGAGAUAAUGGGACAGUUCACGUACAACGAGGACAAGACGGAGGCCCGGGUGAACUUCCAGGCGCACAAGUUCCCGUAUACGGCGAGCGUGUAUUAUCAGUGCAACGUUAGGCUGUGCGUCAAGCAUGGCGGAGGAUGCAGUAAUACGCCGCCGUUAUGCAAUUCGAUAGCCAGACGACGCAGGGACACCGCGAACAACGACGAGGUGAAGGGUGUCGAAGGCCUGGAGGGCACUCCGGCUACGAUCGAAGUGUACAGCGGUCUUUACGUCAACGAGGCCUCGGACAUUGGUUCUAAGUCGGACUUCUCCGACGACGUCUUCCGAGAAAGGGCUAUCGAUGACCCGAACACCAUUUGCAUAUCGCAGAGGAGUUUCGCUAUCGGGAUCGCUGUCGCUGGUCUCAUACUCAUGCUGGCGGUGGUGGCCGCCAUCCUAGUACUGCUCGCCAAGAGACGGCACAAGACCGUGUCCACGACGGGCUCGUCCAUCUACAGUGGACCGUAUACGAACACCGCUUACAGCCACAGUAGCUAAGUCCGCCUCGUUCGGCGCGGAAUUGAGAUGCCCGAGAUAUUCCCCCGACCGAAGAUACCGAGGAUAUCCAUGUCGCCGCGGCUUCCGCUCGCAGGGAAUCCACAGCGGCGCGAGAUUUCGCAACGGGUCUAAUUCUCGGGCAGGCUCGAUCGACGAAGAAUUAAUUAGAUUUUUAGUUGCUUUCGAUUCCGCGAGAUCGAUUUUUCGCGGCGACGAUCGAAGCCAACCGGCGUGGCGCCGAGGUUCGACAAAGCGAAACGAACGAAACGCGGAAUUUCUUGCUCAACUGUUGACGUACCCGCCUGUACCCCCUUUCGAUGUUUCGCAACCGACGACCUCGACCAAGUAAUGGCGAUGUUUCAAGGGUAUUUAGGGAACUGACGAUGCAGUUCGAUCCUGGAUAUCAGUCUCUUCUAUCUCUUCCUUCCUCACACUGUCCUCAUAUCAUCUUUUCGGAACGGAAAGGUUUUACACCUCUUCGUAAUUCACAUAAAACUGAAUCCGUAGAACGAAGAAUUCACGUUUCCAGUUUCUGUUGUGAAGAAAAAUACUCGAACGAAUAAAUCACAUGUUUGACAGGAUAUUAUUAAAAGAAGAAAAUGAAAAAAAGAUACAAAAUUCCUUGUGCAAUCAAAAUUACAGCGCGUUACAAGCAAUAUUAUAGAAAAAAAUUAGUUAUUAUGUAUUCAUAUAAGAGGAAAAGAUAUAUUUUGUAUAUGAAAGAAAGAUUUAAUUUGUACAUCGGUACUUUCUACGCGCGAAUUCCAGCGCAUUAUUGGGACCUGUUUUGGAACAGAAUUACGAACUUCUAGCUUCGAGAACAAUCCCUGUAAUUUGCUACUGAAAUCAUCGCGCUUGAGGUAGUAAUUAUUCCGUCCGAGUUAUAUAUACAUAUAUAUAUUUUUUAGUGAAACUCUGCUCCGAUCGCGAACGUUUAAUCGACAUGGCUCAUUCCGUCGAGAGUUGCAUCAUUCUAAUAUAUAUACAUAUAUAUAUAUAUAUAUAUAUAUAUAUAUCUAAUAUACUAUGCUGUACACUAGUCCGGUAUACGCUGUCCUACCUAACACAUAUCUAUCGCACUAAACACAGCGCGUGCGCGAAAACAACAGUCGCGGUGGUCUCUCGACGAUUUGAUACAAUUGUCGCGCGCGAACUCACUCCAGCUAGAUUUAAGCCCGAGUCAACGCUACGCGUGAACUUCUCAAAUAACUUAAUCAAAUACUCCGGUGAUCCCUCCCUCCCUUCUCGCGUGCAAUCGUUGACGUUUUCGACGCCGAUAUUUUUGCGCUUUGCUCCGAUGCGAUUUCUAAUUUUAAAUUCUCCUUCGAAUGAAAAAAACAAAUCCACGUGUAUGCGUGAAUAUUUUAGAUCAUUCACACAUGACGUAAUAUACAUGUGUAGAGAGAAAGAUAUUUCCGAUCGCGUAUAUAUUAAUUCAAAAAAUCGCUAGCAGUAGUCAAAUACGAAAUUGUCGAAUCUUUUUUUUUUUUAAUUGAUCUUAAUCCUUUCAGUGUGGGAUUUCGAAAUACAAAAGUGGGCCUAAAAUAUUUCCGUAUAUUUGAGUAAUAGUUUAUGUAUAUAUAAGAAAUUAUUGAAUACGAAUUUGACUUCUCUGACCUUCAAAUCUCAAGAUGGCGGAUUGAAUAUAGCAAAAAAUUUUGCAAAAUUAGUGUAAAACAGAUUUUUUUAAAAGCAAAUUUAAAAAUCUUAAUGUUAAAUUUAUAUAUAUUCGUAUCCUCUUUUAGUACAAUUAUUAAAAAAAAUCAUCACAAUAAAAUACUUUAAAUUGUUGUGAUUCCUGAAAGCGCAAUUUUGAACUUAAUUUUAGUAAAUUUUAAAAUUUCUAGUAAUUUGAAAUUUUCAAAAACUUUUAAGAAAUAAUU
Wasmannia auropunctata (little fire ant) is the source of this 2805-nucleotide messenger RNA. RefSeq lists its product as uncharacterized. The transcript has 5 exons. NCBI's taxonomy places the organism in Eukaryota, Metazoa, Arthropoda, Insecta, Hymenoptera, Formicidae. The record is from RefSeq and is a predicted model, not a curated record. Bases 143 to 922 code for a protein of 259 amino acids.